This is a messenger RNA of Pieris brassicae (large cabbage white), 3627 nucleotides long. RefSeq lists its product as uncharacterized. The coding region runs from base 142 to 1143 and encodes 333 amino acids. NCBI's taxonomy places the organism in Eukaryota, Metazoa, Arthropoda, Insecta, Lepidoptera, Pieridae. The transcript has 4 exons. The record is from RefSeq and is a predicted model, not a curated record.
AUGUCGGCAAUCCGUUUACGAGUGUUUAUAUUUUUUAAUUGUUUUCGAAACGACUGAUUUAACUUUAACAAAAACUAUUUCAUUAAAAUAUUUAUUUUUAGAUAUGUUUUCGUAUUAUUAGAAAACAGAUAUACAGUUAAAAUGCCUUACUACUGCACGGUGCCGCGAUGCACAUCUAUGGCUGGAAAAGCAAAAAAUGUUUCUUUUCAUCAGUUUCCUAGAGAUGAAGAAUUGGCCAAAUUAUGGAAUCGAGUACUGAAAAGAGGGAAGCCAUAUACGAAAUACUCUAAAGUCUGCAGUUUGCAUUUUAAACCCGAAGAUUAUACAAUAACUAGUGCGCAGAAAAAUAGAGGUCAAUGGAGGACAUUACGAAAAGAUGCAAUACCAUCUCGGAACUUACCAUCUGAGUCACCUGCUGAAGAUUGGCAUAGAAAGAACACCAGUACUUUUCAGUUGCCAACAUCACUUGAUACAAGUGUACAACACCAAAUGGCACAAGCAAUCUAUGUUCAAACAAUGCUAGCUAUGCAAGCAGCUGGUAUAAACGAAACAAACAAUGUAUCUACCCCUGUUACAGAACACUCAUCACCAUCAAAUUCUGACAGUCAAAAUGAAGAUGAUACUCAAACAACAAUGCAACAAGAGAAAAAAAACACAAUCCCACCAGAAAAAGUAACUUAUGAAUGCCAUCAAUGUUCCAAAUGUUUUAAAGACCCUGAUGUCUUUAUUCUUCAUCAAAGAAAUCAUGUCAAAACCGAAAACAAUGCAGAGAUGCUGAAAGCAAACCCCAUAUUAGCUAAUUUGCUCAAAACAGACUCUGAAAGUAAUAAAAAUGUUAUUAGUAUAGAAAAUCAAAUUAUGUCAGCACUAACAGAAAAUAUGGCAAAUUAUUUGCAAAACCUGUCAACUAUUAUGACGAACACUGCUUUAGACAAUAGUAUGCAUAGUAUUGUUAAGGGACAAUAUGGAACCAACCUUAUUGAAGCUGAUAGUUCCAAUAGCACCAGUAGUGAAGAUCUAAUUAAAGAAACUAUAUCUGACCCUCAGUAUUGUGAAGAAGGCAGUCAUGAAAACACUUCUAAAUUUAUUGAUGAAUCAGAUGCACCUGAUGUUAUGGAAGAACUGGGCAGUGGGGCACUGUGAUAUAAAACAAGACUUGAAAUAGUAUUAAGUAGUAUUUGUAAGUUUUUCCUUUUUUUUUUAAAUCUUAUUCAUUGAUUCAACAGUAUACAAUGUGAUUAAUUUGUAUUAACUGGAUUUGCAACAUUUUACUUAAUAAAACCAGUAGACAAAUUGUUUUAAAGAAAAUGUAAAAAUGCAUUUUCUACACAAGUUUUCUAAAUUUCUGUUGGUGCUCAAACUCGUGCACAUAGUCAAUAUCAUUUAGUAAACUACCAUUCACCUAAUAAUUUUUAAAAGUGGAUUAUAACUGAUAUAAAUAACAACGAAAAAAGAGUAUUUUAUAUUUGAUGAAAAGGUGACUUUGUUUAACCUUUGUAGUUAAAUUUAAAUGCUUUGUAUGUUAUUUACCCACCUUUCAUGUAGACUUUAGAUUAUAAGUUUUUCUUAAUAAAUAAAAACCUCACUCAUUAGUACAUAAUAAGUCAAUUUUAAAAGACUUAUGUCCCACCGUUUUAGCAUUGGUUAUAAAUAAAUUUUUGGAAAUAUUUGAAGGACUCUAAGGAGUUAAGACUAAUUAUGUUAUUUAACAAAGGGUCAGUAACAAAUUUGUCUCAUAUCGUUAAAUUCCACAAAAGAGAUUCAGACAAAACAUUCAAUAACUAGAGGUAUCACAUGAGGCUUGUUGUUUAUUCAUAAGGGUAAAAGUUAAAUUAUAACCCUUAUUCAUAAGAACUUUAUUAGUCUCGAUACAUGGCUUUAACUAUACUUACAAAAGACAAAGACUGAUUUAGUGAACAUGCAUAAGGGGAUUAGUUUCUAAUAUUGCAUUUAUAAUAAGGUGAAUAAGUGGAUGUUGUUUGCAUAAAAAGGCGUAUUAGGCAAUGUAAAAGUUAGUCUAAAUUUUUCACAUAUUAUCAAGAACUAAUUUUCUAUAGACAGGCAUCAGAUUAUGAUGAUGAGAUUAUACUCUUUUAAAUUUUAUAAUUGUUUGCAUAUAAGGAAAUGAUAACAUUUAUUAUGUUUGAAAUUUUAUAAUAGGUGUAUGUGUAACAAAGAGAUUGGUAAAGAUAAUAAAGGUAAACAUUUAAUUUAUUGCCGAGUAUUAUAAUAUGGCAUUACUUUAAAAUAUAAAAAACUUAUUAACCUCCUUGUAUUUAAUGCUGUUGAACAGCUAUAUCAGCUUUCAGUUUAUAAUUUGUAUGCUGUAGAUAAUCCAACAUUUGAAUUUGUAAUUACAGUACUUCAUCCAAUCUGACAUAUACACAUCGAAUACGACAUCCAAUUAUAUCUGAAUUUUUAUGAUAUACUGUAAAAAAAUCUGUGAAAUAUUUGAAACAUCUGGCAUAGUAGUAAAUAUUUAAAAUAAAUGUUUAAUUGAUAACCUCCUUUGGUUAUUAAUUGUUUAAAGAUUAUCAGUUUAUCAAAGUAUCUAACUUCUGUACAACUGUAGAUUAAAACAAUGAGUUGUAUUUUUUGGAAAGGCCAUAUGCAUAGAUAAAAUGCUAGUUAUAUAUGAAGUGCCUUAUAUAGUAGUUAUUUAAGUUUAUGCAGUAUUUUAAUAUGUUGAGAGUAUAAGAUUAUAAAUGGGAUUGUUAUGUUUGGAUAAUAUAUCCGAUCUCAAAGUGCUCAAUUACAUAGUAUCUAUUUUAAUACCUGUUUGUAAUAUUGCAAUCUGGAUGUUGUGACUGUGAAUGGUGAUCAUAUUAAAUGUCCUCAUAUAUGCUACACUACUUUACAAUUUUUAGUUUUUAUACCUCUAUAUUUUAAGAAAUAUUGUGUAUAAGUGUUAUACACAUUGAUUAGUACACACAAAAUGUAGGUACUAUCAAUACAUAUUCAAUUCAAAGAUACUAAAUUAAGCAAACCAUGUGAAUUGUGAGUUGGCCAAUAUUGGUAUAUUAAGUAGUAUCACCAAACUUCAUCAAAGUAUGUUCAUUAGAUUAAAUGUAAUGGAAGUGAGUCCGGCUUUCACUUGUUAUAGUCACAAUCUCAACAUCAGCUUGUUAAAUUAGUGGAACUUUGAAUGUAAUGAAUGGUUUGUCAGCUGAUAUAUAUUUUUUUAUAGUGAUUUCUGGAAAUUGAGACUUAUCUAUUAUUUUUAUGAAUAAUAUGCUUCACUUUCCUUUACCACCAAUUGAUUGGAUGUUUAAAUUGUUUGGAGAUGUAUUAUUUUACUGUAAAGGCUUCAUGUAAAUACCUAACAUAUGAUAUGGGUUCUGAAAUAUAUAUGGAUUGAAGGUAUAUUAUUAUUUCUUAUUUAAAUGUGACAUACAAAACUGUACUUUGUACUUUUUAUAAUUGUGUACUUGAAUUUUACGUAAAAUCGUAAUGAUAAUUAACUUUCAUUAGAAAACUAGUCCACACCCACCCUAAUAAAGAUCACUUGGUCUGCCUCCUUCAACCUCACAAAUAACAUGUUUGAUUUGGGACUAAAGGAAAGCGAAGCUAAAAUGUAUGUCUAUUUUCUUGUGUGAUCUCUUAUACAUAAUUAAAGUAUUUUCAUAU